Molecule: messenger RNA, 2118 nt
Organism: Sphenostylis stenocarpa
Lineage: Eukaryota; Viridiplantae; Streptophyta; Magnoliopsida; Fabales; Fabaceae
Source: the annotation of a GenBank genome assembly
AUGAGUUUAACCAUGAUAGAUUUGGGAGUUUCAUUUCUGAGGUUGAUCACAAGCCCUGAUGCUUCUGGUGUAUCUAUUCUUGGAUGGCUAAUCACUGGAUCAUUUGGACUAAUGGCAGUCAUAUAUGCUGUUCUCAAGUGGCAGCGAAGAUCCUCGCUGAAUUGGAUUAAAGCUGCAGCAAGAGAAAAGAAGAAAGUUUGGAAAAAGUUUAAAGUACCAUUGUCAGAUCAUUCUUGGGUUGAAGAUUUUACUUACAGGGAACAGCCAUCCACUUGUUGUUUCUGCUUGACUUCCCUUUGGCCUUCUCAAAAUUUAGGUACAAUAGCCUCACCGCAUACCCCUCUACAUCAUUGCUCCGUUUGUGGUGUCGCAGCUCAUUUCCUUUGUUCUCAGUUUGCAGCAAAGGAUUGCAAAUGUGUGGCUCAGGCUGGUUUUGGCCAUAUUCGGCACCACUGGUCAGAAAGAUGGGUUAAUGUGGAUGAAAAUCACGAUAUGUCAACCUUCUGUUUUUACUGUGAUGAGCCAUGUGGUGUUCCAUUUGUUAAAGCUUCUCCCACAUGGCAUUGCCAGUGGUGUCAGCGCCUCAUUCAUGUUAGAUGUCAUAACAAAUUAACUAAAGAUUCCGGUGACCUUUGUGAUUUGGGUCCUUUGAGGCGAAUUAUCCUUUCUCCUCUCUGUGUUAAAGAAGUUGAUGAAGAUCAUAAAGGAGGAAGUAGACUAAGUUCUAUUAUAACCUCUUCUGUUAAUGGCCAGAUUAGAAAGCGACGUCAUCGCCAUAAACAUGGAGGUGGUUACAAUGCUGAUGGUAAGUCACGUGGUUCCUCAGUUACUGAUGCAACACUUUUGGAAUAUGUGUUGAAUGGUCUCAACUGGAAUAAGUCCAGUAAUGAAAAGUGUUUUGAUCAAUUGAGUAAUGGUAGAGUAUUAGGAAACAGGUUAACUUCUAACCAUAGCAACAUCAAGAAAUACACAUUGGUUGAUUUGCCGCAAGAUGCUAGCCCACUUUUGGUCUUCAUAAAUGCCAGGAGUGGUGGUCAGCUUGGGCCUUCUCUUCAUAGGAGAUUGAAUAUGCUAUUAAAUCCUGUUCAGAUCUUUGAAUUGAGUGCUUCUCAAGGCCCUGAAGUAGGCCUGGAAUUUUUCAAAAGUGUCCGAUAUUUUAGAGUACUGGUAUGUGGUGGGGAUGGCACUGUUGCAUGGGUCCUUGAUGCUAUAGAAAGACAUGGUUACGAGUCACCUCCACCUGUGGCAAUUUUCCCCCUCGGCACUGGAAAUGAUUUGUCAAGGGUACUGAAUUGGGGAAGAGGCUUCUCUACCCUUGUUGGAGAGGGCGGAUUGACCAUGUUUUUGCAUGACAUUAGCAAUGCAGCAGUUACAAUGCUAGAUUGCUGGAAAGUUAAAAUCUCUGUAGAAAGCUCUGAAGGAAAAUCAAAUAAAGUGAAAACUAAGUCCAUGAUGAACUAUCUAGGCAUUGGAUGUGAUGCAAAGGUUGCAUAUAAAUUUCAUGUUACUCGACAAAUAAAUCCUGAAAAGUUUUCUAGUCAGUUUUUGAAUAAAUUGCGAUAUGCAAAAGAAGGAGCAAGAGAUAUUAUGGACAGAACAUGUGCUGACUUGCCAUGGCAAGUAUGGCUUGAAGUUGAUGGGAGAGACAUUGAGAUUCCCAAGGAUUCUGAGGGCUUAAUUGUGCUCAAUAUCGGGAGCUAUAUGGGUGGAGUAGAUCUUUGGCAAAAUGGUUAUGAGCAUGAUGAUGAUUUUAGUCUGCAAUCCAUGCAUGAUAAAAUGCUGGAGAUGGUAUGUGUAUGUGGAGCAUGGCACCUAGGAAAACUUCAGGUUGGACUUUCACAAGCAAGAAGACUUGCUCAAGGUAAAGUCAUCAAGAUACACUGCUCCAGCCCCUUCCCAGUUCAAAUUGAUGGGGAGCCUUUUAUCCUACAACCAGGAUGCCUAGAAAUUACUCAUCGCGGACAGGCAUUCAUGACGAGGAAGACUUCAGAAGAUGAGCCGAAAGGAAGAGCAGCUGCAAUUAUGACAGAGGUACUACUAGAUGCCGAGUGCAAGGGCAUUAUAAAUGCAUCUCAGAAGAAAGUUCUUCUCCAGGAUAUGGCCAUCAAUCUUUCAUAA